CUAAUAUUUACUUUGUGUUCUGAUUGCCAUCUUUGAUUUGUUAUUUAGAGAAGUCCGUACUUGCAGUGAACGUGGUGGAGGCACUGCAGGAGUUCUGGCAAAUGAAGGCCCAGCGGGGAGCAGAGCUGAAGAAUGGCGCCCUUGUCAUCUACGAGUCUGUGCCUUCCUCCUCCCCACCCUACGUCUGCUACGUCACUCUUCCUGGUGGAUCCUGCUUCGGCUCCUUCCAGAACUGCCCAACAAAGGCUGAGGCACGUCGUAGUGCUGCCAAGAUUGCUCUCAUGAACUCUGUAUUUAACGAGCAUCCCUCACGUAGGAUCUCUGACGAGUUCAUCGAGAAGGCUGUGGCUGAUGCCCGUGCACAGUUCAAGCACGUAGCUGACUUGUCCCUCCCCCAGGGUGACCCUGAUGAGGCAGACAACCCCAGCACAGGGAUUGGCGCCUUCCGCUUCAUGUUGGAGACCAACAAAGGACGCACAAUGCUGGAGUUUCAAGAGCUUAUGACAGUCUUUCAGCUUCUGCAUUGGAAUGGGUCACUUAAGGCCAUGAGGGAGAGGCAGUGCUCCAGGCAGGAAGUAGUAGCACAUUACUCUCAUCGUGCACUUGAUGAUGACAUGCGUUCUCAAAUGGCUCUUGACUGGAUUGCUCGAGAGCAAGAAAACCCGGGGGUAAUCUCUAGGGAAUUGGGUCAGAGUGAGCGUGAGCUUGAGGCUGCUCGCUUAGCUGGUCGUGAGCUUCGCUUCCCCAAGGAGAAGAAGGACAUUAUGAUGUUGGCGUGCUCACAGCUGUCACCUUCACCCUUAGACCCAUAAUGUCAGGACAAGGGACAGCCGCCACAGUGAUAUUAGCACCAAGGUGUAGAGGUUAAUGCUUUCAUCUCUGCAAAAUCAAAGCUAAUUUACUUUUUAUUGUUGUAAAGAUUAUGUUUUGUACUGUUUUCUCGUGUGUGCAUGUAUAUAAUGUAAAUAAUCAUUCCAAAGAAUUUUAUUAUGUAAUUAUAAUAAUAUUAAGCUUCUGUGGGGUGUACUGGUGAGCCCCACAUUAAAAUACGCACCCCUGGGACAUCAUUAUGCUGUUAGGUAGAGCCAGGCACUGGUUACUGAAAUAUUAUGCUGUUGGCCUAACCUAUCAAUAAUAUUUUGCUGUGAUUAGUGUGCAGACAAAAUGGUUAGACUAUGUACACCGUUCAUCAUGCCAAGUUCAAUUUCUGUGUACAUAUGGUAAAAAAGUAUCUCCACACCGUGUGGAACAAUAUGACACCACGGACAAUGGAUAUUGUGAUAUGUCACUGAGUAUAAAAACAUAUGAACAUAUAAAAAAUAACAUUUACUUUGGAUAUAACAGGAAAUAUCGCCAACAAUCGAUAUAUGACACCUUCAUGAAAGCAGGACCACCAAAUUGGGGCAGGACCAAUGAACUUAUCGAAAUAUCCAUCGUCCUUGGUGUCACAUUGUUUCACACAGUGUGGAUCGAUACAUUUUUACCAAGUGUACUUUAGAUUAAUGUCUGCAUUGUUCUGGAUGUUCAGUAGGUGUUGAAAUCUUAUAACCAUUACAUCAUAUAGCAAAUUUGAUACGAUCUAUUUUCAUGCCCCUCAGCACUAUAUCUCACACCAGCGUAAAUGUGCUACAUAAAGAAUGAAUUUGUUUGGUUAGUACUGAGCAGGGUAAGUAAGACACCUACCUACCUUGGGUUACUGCUCAAUACUGCACAGUUCUCUCAUGCUGUCAGUGGUCAGGCUCUAUCCUGUACAACUUUAAGUUGUAUAGAUGUUGUGGAAGCAGCAGGAACAGCUGCUGGUAUAGAGCUAUUGGCAAGAGCAACACUGCAAAAUCAGAUAGACCAUCAACCAGUAACCACAAGCCAGUGCCUCCAGUCUCUGCUUUAAGCAUCAGGGUCUAGCAAACUGUACAAGAUCUCAUUUGCUGAACGUAUUAGGAUACUAAUGCGUCGUGUGCUGACUUUUGUUUUUUUGCUUCUUUAAGUUGAAAUUGUAAAAUCUCUCUGACUACGACACAGUUGGCUUUUUACGUACAGAUGCUUACAUGAAUUGAUUUUCCCUUUGCAUUAAUAAGCUCGGAGUUUAUGCUGUUGCCAGUGUCAUGGUGUUGACGGUGUUUAGCUUAACACUUACAGUAGUUCUUUACUUAAUAUUUCUUGUUCUAAAACAAGAAUGUUAAUGAAGGUAAUUGAAUUACCAAAACCUCUUAAUUGAUUAAUUUGCAAAAUACCAACAUUUUUCUUCUAAUGUUAAUGCUUAAUAAAACAAAAUGGCUAGAGAAUAAUUAUGAGAUAACAGUUAUGUUUUUCUCUUUUACUUUUCAUCCAUUGAAGAAGUUCGCUCCAACAGUACGUAACAACCACUGUUUUCGCAGUUCGUGUAGAGACCUACACUUAUUUUGUGAUGCUACUUGUGUGUAAAUUGAUAAUGUCCUCUCCUUAAGUGAUAUGAGAGGCAAGUGGCACAUUGUAAAUUCAAAGUUUUCCCCAUAGUUUGUGAUGUCUUGUACGUAACGUAAUGUAAGUUCUCCCACUGCUUUACAUUCCCAUGAUUUUUUAUGUAAAUGUAGUGUGAACUGACUUUUUUCCUUGUUAAUUUUGUUAAUCUAGGACUUAGCAAGUUUGAGAGUGCAAUGCACUUGUGACUACAGAGUCUGUGCAAUAUGAAUGAAGUGUUUGUGCAAUUGAUGUUUGUUGAGCAUACUGGCCUGGAAGGUUGAGAAAUACCCAUGGAAUUUUCCUGCAAUAAUAUUAAUAAACUGGAUUUUUAUAAUCAUGUACACUGUGCUCAUAGCAAUUCCAGUUUAUUCUUGAUGUGAACAAGUUUCAGUGCCAAAUUAACUGUGCCAAUCUCAGUGCCAAUUCCUGGAUUUUCAUUUUAAUGGUCAUGAUUAAUUCACUACAUGGUUUUUUCCAGUGCCAAAAGUAAGAUAAUGAAAGGAAAAUUAUAAGCAAAAUUCCAGGCUGGUGGUGGACCCUAAGACAAUCUUUCUGUAGACAUUCUGCUUUCACCCAUUGGGCUUAUAGAGAUUAAUGGAACAGGAUCUGGAAAAUUUUUACUUUUAUGAAAACUUGCUUAUGGCCCAAUUUAUAUGAAAAAAGUGAAGGAAUUAUAUUGUUUUCAAUGCUUUGUGAAGUGAAGAAUUCACAUAUAGUGAGAAAGAGAGGAGAAAUGGACGUGAAGACUUACAGAUCCCUGUGGCCGAAUAGCCUCUUAAGCACAUUUAUUGUCAAUUAGGAAAAUUCUGCUUAAUGAGAUGUCUAGGAUAUAAGAAUAAAUACGUAAAUCUAAACUGGCAAAUAUAUGACUAGCUUUAAAAGCGUAUAUGUUUACUGUAGCAAAGAGUGCCUACCAUAGUCUGUCUCCAGCAACAGCAGGCCCCAGAGUUCCGUAAACCUUCCCGGACUGUCUCCUCCUCCGUUGGCACUGUUAACCCUUUCCCCUUGAGGCAAACUGGUGACCAUUAUUAACUUUGGUAGUGUGAGAACAUGUUAAUUAUUAAGGAUUUAAAUAAAUGAUUUUUUAAUUAUCAAUGCUAGUCUGAUAAUGUAAUUUGUCAUUAUUUAUGGAUAUUAUGAUGAUAAUAUAGAUAUACUAAAGUUUAUAAACUACUAAGGACAUAUAAGCAAGAAAUCUCAUAUGCAAUUCAAAAAUUUUUAUUCACAUUAUUUUCUGUGUGUUUGAAACCCAUUUCUGAAGCUUUAUUUUAUCAGAUAAGAAAACAAUAUUUUCUAAUAAUACAAACUUUAUAAUAUCUGGAGAGGCUCUGAAAUUGUAGUGUUUUUCCUUAAUAUACAAUUGUCAUUAUUGUUUUCAUUAGAGACUCUCAUGUACCUUCAGUGGUGAAUUGACAAUUGAUAUCAGAUGUCCAUAGUAAUAUGAUGUUACACCCAAACCCCAUUCUUGAUCUUAAAUGGUGAUGCGUGUUUAUCACUCUCCAUGAUAACCAUAAACCUGAAUUAUCUGCUCUACAAUGGGUAGAAGCUGUUUGUAUGCUCUAGGUGUAAGGUAAAUGAUUUAUAAAUCUUCAUACACUAGUACCAUUCUUGACCCUCAUAAACUUCUCAAGCAUUACUUGGGAAUGGUGAUCUUGGGUCAUUUUCAGUGUGUUUAACUAUGGCUUGUACAUCUGCUUUCACAUGCUUGUGAUGCAGUCGUGCAGUCAUGUGUGUUUCCAUUAUUUUUGUCUUAUGUAGAUGAAUACAGUAACACCCCAGUAAGACAUGACAGUACACAAAUCUCUGAUGCACAGUAUAUAAAUCGAGGCCAUAUUUUAGGAAAAUACUGUGUGGUGGUCGUGUUUAAAUGCAUGGUUAAAAAAUGGCCUUAAACGAGCACAUUUUUUUUUUAAUGAUAGAAUGAUGUCGACGAGUGAGCUACAAGAAGGUUAAAGGCUCGCACCCAAUGAUAGUGUGAGUGUGUUAUUUCUUAUGGUAUUGGUAGAUGAACACAGCCUGAAGACUGCAAUACACAUUACAUAGAUGUGCAAGGUGCAACCUCCUACAUGUUUUUUGUCUGUCCUUUCAUAAUUCUUCAACAGGUAGUAAGAACUAUAGCCAUCAUUCUCCUCAACUUCCCUGACCAAGGAGCAUAACAAAGACUUCAUUUUGAAUUUAAAUCAAAGAAUCUGGACCAGCAGUACAAGGGAGACUCAUCCACCCAGUUAGUGUGGAAGUAUGACUUAAGUGAAUCCACCAGAACCAUAAAUAUGUCAGAGAAGUUAGAAGGUACGUGUAUCGCUUAGUUCAUUCGCAACUUAAUGCCUAGAUCAGGCGACUCGUGCCCCUACCCACCUAGUCUGCAACUAGGAAACCAAUUCAACCUUCUACAUUAAUGGUUAUGACUACUGAUUAGUUUUAUGUCUGCAUUGAAACUAUUGUAUAUCCCAUAAAUAUUGAUAAUUGGAACCUUUACUUAAGGUCAGUGGCCAGCCCUUUACAGCUGUGCACACUUUGCCUGUUACAGCUGUGCACACUUUGCCUGUUACAGCUGUGCACACCUUGACUGUUACAGCUGUGCACACCUUGACUGUUACAGCUGUGCACACUUUGCCUGUUACAGCUGUGCACACCUUACCUUUUGCUAAUAACCUAUUUUGACCUUAGUCAACAUCUUGUUAGAGGAUACCAACAUCACCAUUGGAGGACCUUUGAUUUCACAGUGAGUAACUCAGCCUGUCAUAUAACAUAUACUGUUGUAAGUGAAGAUCCUGGUGUGAUCCAAAAUACAAGAUCUUCUAUUCUUGAUGAAGGUUGGAGAACACACUAAGUUUCAACCUCAAGAGUAAAUUGACCAGAACAUAAUAUUCUCUUCGAGAAAUUCCCGUGUGUUUGAAUACGGGAAAACCCCUCAGGGAGUCUGUAGGCUGAAUGGAGUUGAUCAGUGAGAGCAAUUUCUGAUUCAAGACCCAGUUACUUCUAAGCCUUGAAGUGCAACCCUCUAGUUGGUGUUAUUACCAUCUGGGGAAUACCAUGUGGGCUGACUCUAAGGUCCGAUAAACCUGGAAAAGCAUUCCAGAAGAUUUUGUUCGGGAGAUAUGUCCUGUUUAUUUCAAAAUUGCUCACACUGGGGCAUCUGCCAGCUCCAGGUAUGUACACUCGUACUUACACUCGUUGUGCCCUCUGAGAUGUUUAUACACUUAAAUUAGAUCACCCCUUGCCCGUCGGUAGUAUAAAUUAGGCAGUUGCAGGCGUUCUAAUCUCCCUGGGUAACUGAGGUGCCGUAGGGCUUCUUACAUUUGGUCCCCUUAAUUGUUCCUUUGUACUGAAUGCUGAUCAUGUGAAAUUGUUGGGAGACCUACAUAUCCAUUCUUCAGCUACAAUUGUUGUUUUUCUUUUAAGGCUAUAGCUGAAGCUCAUUAAGAGGAGCUCGGUCUUCCUGAGAAACUUUUCUCUGACCAUUUUAGUAUUCUCAGAUCCAUUCUCAAACUCUGGUCAAAGGUAUUUACUGUAGAUAGGUUGGAGAACUUUCUCCUAAGGCAGCUAGUAGUGGUUCAGGAAAAGAGUUUGUUUGAUAGUUUUAUGACUGAGUGUCAAGAUAUUCUUCCCUCUUUAAUGAAUUAUUUUGAAAGAUAUAUGGAAAGGGUAAAGUACCCAAUGGGAAUGGUUUACCACAGAGAGCAUAGAAUCAGCCCCAGGGCAGAAAUGAUUGUAGAUCAAUAGGAAAAAUUUUCAGCUUCUUAAUAAUGUAUUUCUAAAUUAGAAUUAUCAGAGGCAGAAGAUAUCUACCAACAGCUUAGCAGCUUAAAAGAGUGCUUUAACUAGACCAUUAAAUGAGGCUUUUGCAAUUGUCCUCUCUGUUUUUGAAGGCUUUUUAUAGAACUCUUUUUUCAAAAGAUCCAUGAAGUCAUUUUACUUUAAUUACCCUUUAAACUGGUUGUUAUGCUUCUGGAAUUUAUGGUGAAUUUUAUUUGGGGGAAUAUGAACUGGCCUCGAUGAAGUCAUAUUCUUCUCAGCUCUUGCUGCUGGGAGAAAUGCCUCAGAAGUUCAUGAUCUGAGAAAAUACUCCAGUUUUGCCUCCCUUUCUCGAUUAGGAAAACUUUAAGCUGGUGUUGGAUCUUCCUGUAUUUAUGGUCAUGGUAAUUGGUUCUUAUCUUAUGAUUACAGUACAGAACACUUCAGUCAGCAAUCAUUGCAUCUUAAAUGACUCUCUUGAGAAGGAUAUCCUUACCAUCUAUCCUGCAAUGAGGGGAUACAUGACCACCUUAGUCCUGAACCAAUUUAUGUCACUGUCCUCUUUUUAUCUAGCUGGCUAAAGAUAAACAAAGAAUCUGGUCUUGGCAUUUGGUCACAAAUGUAGAAUUGGUACAGUACUGAAAUCCCAUUUUUAACUGCUUCCGAACCAGGCAACUUGAUUACCUUUGCUUCUCCCAAUAGAUAUCGAUAAAGUGAACUAGAUAAGAGGUAUGAAACCUUGUACAACAGUUUAUGACUGACCCUAAAGUGACAGUUGCAGGUAGCAUGGUUAUUAUGACAUCAUUACUUAAUCUUUGCCAAAUAUCCUGUUUUUAAGAAAUCUGGUUGGAAUAUCGAUAUGCUAUAAUUAAUAGAUUAGUCCCGGGCACUAAUUUCGAGGGUUGACCUUGUUGUCACCCCUCAGACUUGGUGGGUGAUUACAUAAGUCGCUGGGUCCAGGGUCAUUCAUAAAAUGGGAUUUCAGAAUUAAGCCUCCAAUAUUUUUUAUUUUGUUUUGCCUAAAUUGUGACGUGUACAUCAAUGCAAAAUAAAUGUUAUAAAGGCUGAACCAUUAUUUUGACAUGUUGAUUAAGUUAUAAAAUGCUUAAAAAUAAUAAAACACAGAACACAUUACUAGGGUUUUACUGUACGAACAUAGUUUAUUUUAUAAUAAUCUAAGUUAUAGGGAAAGUCAGACUUACAAAAGCUAAGAACUGAAAUAGUUGCACCUAUGGGAGUAACUUAUUACUGUGUAGGAUGGCUUUUCUACUGUCUUAGUGCUACUGACGAAUUUCAUUUAACAUUUCUUCACAUUAUAAAUUUUUUUUACGUGGAUCAUCAGCAAAACAUUGAGAUGAUUUCACUUCAGUAAUAAAUAUGUAUACUGUAUUACAGUUAAAUUUUUAAUCUUGUUAUGUUACACUGGCAAAUUGUAUCUGAAGAAAUGAAAUAUUGUUUAAAUCACUAAUGGACAGUGUAUGUCAUUUAUGUUUAAUAUUUUAUGUAUAUUGUGUGACACACACACACACACACACACACACACACACACACACACACACACACACACACACACACACACACUUUCUCUUAUAAGUCACCAGUUUGCCUUGAAGUACAGUGUAUUGUUAAUUCCACACUACAUGCCCCUGGCUACCCCUAUGUAUAGAUGUAACUUACUGGAUUGCAUAUUUUAAUCCUAUCUUGGUUUUGGGCUAGAAUGAAGGUAUCAUUAUACCUGAGGAUUAUUCCCUAUUUUUUGUAUAAGCUUUACUGUAACUGAUCAUAUAGCAGGUGUUUGAAUGACAGAUCCUGAGAGUAUUGGGUCUACCUGGCACAUGGACUGCUGCAAGAGGCAAAUGGAAGCUUCAAAGUUUACAUAUUCUCAGAGUGGUAAUGAAAAUACUGUACCUAAGUUAUACAACCUACUUAGUGUGCAUUGAAAUUCAAUUAAUGGAAUUGUCUGAAUUUUAUAAAUGAGUAAUUUUUUAUUGUCACUGUCUUGUGUUUCCUAUGUAGAUUCUCCCGAUCUUUUCAGAUUUUUCUUGUGUCAGAAGAGAAUUCAUUGUCAGAUUUAAUUUUAUUGUCACAAUUGGGUGAUUUGACUGCCACUUUAUGUAUUAAUGUUGAGCCUCAACUAAUUAUUUAUGCACAGCCUUUAUAAUUUUAAGUCGAGGAAAAUGUCGAUUGUGUCCUAAUCUGCACAUCAUUCCCGAAGGUAACAUUGGGUUAGUUUUGGAGGAAUAUUCUUAUACCUUUGUAUUAUUAUAUCAUCCUUAUCUUUUCCUAUGCCCCUGACUCACCAACAGGUUCCAGUGGCCCAAUAGAAACAUCUAAGAUUUUGCUCAUGAGUUAGGAUAUCAUUUCACUUUCUUUCACCAAGGAAUAAAAUUUUAAUAAAAGAAUGAGAGUAUAAGGAUCAUUUCAGCAAAUAUUCUUGAUGAGGAAAAAGAAGCAGGAUUAAAUUUAAAAAGAAAAGUAAGCACAGACAUAAAUGAUAACAGAAGUGGAUAAAGAAAUGAAUGUUUGAAAAUCUGUAACAAACAUUUAAAACAGUGCUCUCAUGUUAAGGCAGCAGACACCCAUAACAGUGCUCUCAUGUUAAGGCAGCAGACACCCAUAACAGUGCUCUCAUGUUAAGGCAGCAGACAUCCAUAACAGUGCUCUCAUGUUAAGGCAGCAGACACCCAUAACAGUGCUCUCAUGUUAAGGCAGCAGACAUCCAUAACAGUGCUCUCAUGUUAAGGCAGCAGACAUCCAUAACAGUGCUCUCAUGUUAAGGCAGCAGACAUCCAUAACAGUGCUCUCAUGUUAAGGCAGCAGACAUCCAUAACAGUGCUCUCAUGUUAAGGCAGCAGACACCCAUAACAGUGCUCUCAUGUUAAGGCAGCAGACAUCCAUAACAGUGCUCUCAUGUUAAGGCAGCAGACAUCCAUAACAGUGCUCUCACAUAGGUAGUGACAAGAACUAUCAGUGGGAGACUUAGCAAUCCCUUACUUUUCUUAUGGCAAUGCUACUACGGACAAGUAAAGCUUAAAAUUAACAAAGUAGAAUAUUUCGAAAAUUUUAGUUCAAAUAAUAUUUCAGUAUGGCAAAGUUUCACAAUAAUUUAAUGUGCUAGCUAACAAAAUUUUUUAUCAGCCAUGCUCCCAUUGACAGUAAGAAAGCAGCUAAUCAAAAUACUGUACGUACUGUAAAACUAUAUCAGUAGCUUGUCAUUAUUGCUAGGUAAGUAUCCAGAAUUUGGAUGAUUCUGCAUGAAAGAUAUUGUGUUUUGAUAUUCAUAAUUAGUGUUGUCAUAUUUGAUGUAUUUAGAUGUGUUUAGAAAGGAUCUACAGGAAAGGAUUGUUUUAGUAUCCAGUUUACAAUAAUAAUGGCUGCCUUACAAUUACCCAUGAAGAUAGAAAAAAGACAAUGUAUGAUUUCUGAAACAAGGUUUUAUAAUAUUAUGUAUCUUAUUGUUACUAGAAUUAAAUAAUCACCAUAUGAGGUGCCGAGUGCGACAAGGGGCCAAGCGCCAACAAUCACAAUUGAGAAACAUGCUCUUAAAGUUUGAAAAAUUCAAAAUGACAUAACUCUUGAACCAAUGAAGAUAAUGAGUUCAUUCAAGUGGCAAUGUGUCGAGCUCUUAAAGCUGGUUUCACAGAUACUGAAGUCAUAUUAAUUGAAAAGAUUAUUUAUAGUAAAAAUUACACUGUUUUUUAUAGGUAGUGUUUGUAGUUUCAUUAAUAUACAUUGUUGGGCUAUAAUUUUCAUUACAUUGAAGCAAUAAUGUAUUAAGACAACACCAGAAAAUCAAAGGUCAUUGUACUGUUUGCAUAAAAGCAAACAAUACUGUACCAGGUAUUACCAGUAUUUCGACAGGGGGUCAAGUGCCAAAAAGUAUAAUAAAAAAAAUGCAGGUACUGAAGUCUUAGUUAUUAUUAUAAAAAAUACAGUAAACAAUGACUUGUGUUACCACCCACCCUCGCUGCCAGCCGCCUCCUCCUCCCUCUGUUUCCUCCCUAUUGGUGUGAUAAGACUCGUCACUCGUACAGGCCGGAACAUGACACGCCAUGUGCCACCAGCCUCCUUGUCCUCCCUCCUAUCUGUUUUGUUUAUUUUUCUCUCACUGGCCCUCACUCACUCCUUCCUUUCUGCCAGUUGGAAAAUAAAAAAAGGUUGAAGUGUUAUUACAUAGCAUUCCUAUGACAUUUUUAUAGAAACAUGGACUCCCAUUAGCUAAGAAACCAGAAAAUAAUGAGUCGCUAUGAGCGAGAGGCUACGAUUGGAGGCCGUGGGCGCUUGUGGCCUUCUCCCCCUCAGUCCACCUUGAGGCACAGAUCACGUACUGUAGAGGCACUUUAACCUGCACUAAUAUGGCUCUCAGCCUUACAAAUAUUGUGCUACUCUAUUUUGGGGGGACGGUGCUUGGCCCCUUGUCGCACUCAGCAUCUCAUAUAUUCAGUGACUUUGAGGUUCAACACAUACUGUACUCAAGAGAAAUUUGAACACACCUAAUGUUGAUAAUUAAUUAGUUGAACCUUCAGUACAGUAUACUAUAUAAUAUCUCCCCUUUUUAAGACCUUAUAGUUAAGUUGUUUUAGGGAAAAAAAUCAAUAGUUUCUGAACAUUGGUAAGCAUGAGACGAGAAUACUGUUACUUAAAAUGUAAAAAUUCAUAUUGCUUGCAAUUUUUUCCUUGACCAAAAUUUAUUUGUCCCCCUUUUUUUUAUAAAAAUAUUUUUGCAAUCCCAGUAAUGGGGAGCCGUGUUUCCUUCAUUGUGAUAAUUCUUUCUUCUAGCUGUACCAAACAUUAUAGGCCAAUAAUAAAUUGAUGAGGUCAA
Molecule: messenger RNA, 10996 nt
Organism: Homarus americanus (American lobster)
Lineage: Eukaryota; Metazoa; Arthropoda; Malacostraca; Decapoda; Nephropidae
Gene: lft
Product: protein limb expression 1 homolog
Exons: 3
Coding region: 102-812 (236 amino acids)
Biological process (GO): autophagosome maturation
Cellular component (GO): cytoplasm
Source: RefSeq, a predicted model, not a curated record